UUGUUGUCAUUGGCUGAUUACAAAACGCUUAAAGUAAAAAGCAAGAUUCAUCCAGUGAAAAUAAAAGUAACAGGCUACACCGGAGAAAGUGUGCCAGUUAAAGGCAGUUGUAUAGCGACUUUUCAGCAUAGGGGCCAGAUCUUAAAGGCACAGCUCCUGAUCGUGGAAAAGAAAGUGCAGCCAAUAUUGGGUCUAUCAGCAUGUGAAAAACUCAAUUUAGUCAAAAGAGUGUUUGUGGUGACCACAGAGCCCAACAGUGACCAAGAUGCUCUAAUGGCUGAGUACAAAGAUGUGUUUGAGGGACUGGGUUGCUUACCUGGUGAGCACAAAAUACAUGUGGAUGAGGCUGUCACACCAGUGGUACACGCAUGCAGGAAAGUUCCAUUUGCACUGAGGGAGAGACUAAAAGAAGAGUUAAUACGCAUGGAAAAGCUGAACGUGAUAAAGAAAAUAGACGAACCGACUGAUUGGGUGAGUUCAUUAGUGAUAGUGGAAAAGAAAAAUGGUGCAUUGCGAAUAUGCUUGGAUCCUAGAGAUCUGAAUAAAGCAGUCAAAAGAGAGCAUUUCAAGUUGCCAACCCGUGAGGAGAUCAUGUCCCAGUUUGCUGGUGCUAAGUGGUUCAGUAAGCUUGACGCAUCCUCAGGCUUCUGGCAAAUGAAACUUGAUGAGGCUAGUUCUAGACUCUGCACCUUUAACACACCUGAAGGGCGAUACCGAUUCCUCCGCCUUCCAUAUGGAAUCCUGUCAGCCCCGGAAGUUUAUCACAAGACGAUUCAUACAAUAUUCGAACACAUACCUGGAGUAACGACCAUGAUGGAUGAUGUCAUCGUAUGGGGGUCAACAAAGAAAGAACAUGACACGCGACUGAGGCAAGUGCUGGAUCGGAUACGAAGCGUCAACCUGAAACUGAACCAAGACAAAUGUGAGUUUGCUGUCAAGUCACUUACCUUUGUGGGAGACGUCGUAUCUGAGGAAGGGGUGAGUCCUGAUCCAAGGAAGACCUCUGCCAUAGCAAACAUGGAGAAACCUCAAAAUAAGGAAGAAGUGAGACGUUUCUUAGGGAUGGUGACGUACCUGGCAAAGUUCAUCCCCAGGUUGUCCACCGUGUCAGCGCCACUUAGAAUACUUCUGGAACAGAAGAAUGAGUGGAUUUGGCAACAUGAGCAAGAACAUUGCUUUCAGACAUUGAAAAACAUACUUACCUCAGAGCCUGUGCUGAAAUUCUAUGACCCGAAGAAGAACACAAGGAUCUCAGCGGAUGCGUCGCAAUAUGGUCUAGGGGCCGUCCUUCUGCAGCUGUAUGAGGAGACAUGGCAACCAGUGGCCUAUGCAUCUAGGGCCCUGACAAGUGCCGAGGUCAACUACGCGCAGAUCGAGAAGGAGCUGCUGGCUUCUACAUAUGCAUGCCACAAGUGUCGAAUCAGCAUUCUGUGGAGCAGCCGGACACUACACCUCAGAUCGCCGACACCACAGGUGACCUGGUUGACCACAAUUCGCAAAACGAAACAUCAGAUCCGGAAGUUCCAGAUGUGA
Molecule: messenger RNA, 1533 nt
Organism: Sardina pilchardus (European sardine)
Lineage: Eukaryota; Metazoa; Chordata; Actinopteri; Clupeiformes; Clupeidae
Exons: 2
Coding region: 274-1533 (419 amino acids)
Source: RefSeq, a predicted model, not a curated record